AUGGAGGAUUCAGGCAUCCAGAGAGGCAUCUGGGAUGGAGAUGCCAAGGCCGUCCAGCAAUGCCUGACAGAUAUUUUUACCAGCGUUUAUACCACCUGCGACAUCCCUGAGAAUGCUAUAUUCGGUCCCUGUGUCCUGAGCCACACGUCCCUAUAUGACAGCAUAGCUUUCAUCGCUCUCAAGUCUACGGACAAGAGAACAGUACCUUAUAUCUUCCGGGUGGACACCUCAGCGGCAAAUGGGUCCUCAGAAGGUCUCAUGUGGCUGCGGCUGGUGCAGUCAGCCAGGGAUAAGGAAGAGCAGAACCUCGAAGCCUACAUCAAAACCGGACAGCUGUUCUACCGCUCUCUCCGCAGGAUCGCCAAGGACGAGGAGUUACUGGUCUGGUACGGGAAGGAGCUGACCGAGCUGCUCUUGCUCUGCCCCGCCCGAUGCCACAGCAAGAUGAACGGGUCGUCCCCUUACACAUGCCUGGAGUGCAGCCAGCGUUUCCAGUUUGAGUUCCCCUACGUGGCGCACCUGCGCUUCCGCUGCCCCAAGAGGCUGCACAGCGCGGACUUGAGUCCCCACGACGAGCAGGGCGGCGGCGCGGGCGCCAAGGACCACGGCGGCGGCGGCGGCGGCGGCAAAGACCAGCCGCAGCCCCCGGACGCGCCCCUGGGCCCGGCGCCCAAGUUCUGCAAAGCCGGCCCGCUCCGCCACUACGCGGCCGCGGCCCCCGACGGCGCCAGCCCGCCCUCCGCGGCCGGGGGCAGCGGCGCGAAGCCGUCCACGGACUUCCACAACCUGGCCCGGGAGCUGGAGAACUCGCGCGGGGCCGGCAGCGGCUCCCCGGGCCCGGGCCUGGGCGGCGGCCACCAGCAGGCGGAGCCGAGUCCCGACGGCGUCGCCGGCGGCGGCGGCAAAGCCAAGAGGAGGUUCCCGGAGGACGCGGCGGAGGCCGGCGGCGGCGGCGGCGGCGGCGCGGGGCUGGCGGGCGCCCGGGCUCGCUUGGCCGAGCGGCCCGCGCCGGCGCCCGCGGAGGACCGCGCGUGCUCCCCGCAGCAGUACCGCGCCGCGGGCCGCUACUUCGGCCUGGAGGACGGCGGCCGCCUCUUCGCGCCGCCCAGCCCCGACGCGGGCGAGGCCAAGCGCAGCGCCUUCGUGGAGGUGAAGAGGGCGGCGCGCGCGGCCGGCCAGCAGGACGAGGCGGCGGCCGAGGGCGCGGGCGGCCCCGCCGAGGACCAGGACGCCGGGGGCGGCGGCGGCGGCGGCCCCGCCACGCCCGCAGCCGCGUCGCCGGGGGCCGCCGAGAAGCUGCUGGCCCCGCGGCCCGCGGCCCCGCUGCCCGGCCGGCUGGAGGGCGGCAGCCCCGCGCGGGGCAGCGCCUUCACGUCGGUGCCGCAGCUGGGGGGCGCGGGGGCCGCGGGGGCCGGCGCGGGGGGCGGCGCGGGGGGCGCGGGCGACGAGCGCAAGAGCGCCUUCUCGCAGCCCGCGCGCUCCUUCGCGCAGCUGUCCCCGCUCGUGCUGGGCCAGAAGCUGGGCGCGCUGGAGCCCUGCCACCCCGGCGACGCCGUGGGCGCCCCCAGACUGUACCCCGCCGCGGCCGACCCACUGGCCGGGAAGCUGCAGGGCGCCGCGGACCUGAACGGCGGCUGCGGGGCCCUGCCGGGCGCGGGGGGCGGCCUGGCCAAGCAGAGCCCCUUCCUCUACGCCACCGCCUUCUGGCCCAAGGGCGCGGCCGCGGGGCCCCUGCCGCUGCCCUCGGCGCUCACGCUGCUGCCGCCGUCCUUCGCGUCGCUGUGCCUGCCCGCGCAGAACUGGUGCGCCAAGUGCAACGCCUCCUUCCGCAUGACCUCCGACCUGGUGUACCACAUGAGGUCGCACCACAAGAAGGAGUACGCCCUGGAGCCCCUGGUGAAGCGGCGGCGGGAGGAGAAGCUCAAGUGCCCCAUCUGCAACGAGUCCUUCCGGGAGCGCCACCACCUCUCCAGGCACAUGACCUCGCACAACUGA
Lemur catta (Ring-tailed lemur) is the source of this 1995-nucleotide messenger RNA. RefSeq names its product PR/SET domain 8 (gene PRDM8). The transcript has 3 exons. Gene Ontology annotation, biological process: regulation of DNA-templated transcription. Gene Ontology annotation, cellular component: nucleus. The record is from RefSeq and is a predicted model, not a curated record. Lineage: Eukaryota; Metazoa; Chordata; Mammalia; Primates; Lemuridae. Gene Ontology annotation, molecular function: protein binding. Bases 1 to 1995 code for a protein of 664 amino acids.